This is a messenger RNA of Nakaseomyces glabratus, 1122 nucleotides long. RefSeq names its product Ctf19p (gene CTF19). The record is from RefSeq and is a predicted model, not a curated record. NCBI's taxonomy places the organism in Eukaryota, Fungi, Ascomycota, Saccharomycetes, Saccharomycetales, Saccharomycetaceae.
AUGGAGUUUACAUCUGACUUAGAACAAAGAAAACAGCAAGAUAAAAGCAGCUCUAGUAUAUUUGCAUCCUCUACCACCGAGAAUGAGGUUAGUAGUUCUGAUUCAGAGGGUAUCAAUGAUGCUGUUGAGAGGUCUAGAAUAUCGGAAGAUGAGCUCAAGAAGCUAGAGUUAAUUGAGAAGAAGAACGAGUUGUUAGAGAAGAGAAAUCAAUUACUAACUGAAGUUAAUCAAUUGGAGAGAGAAAGUGUGGAAAUGAUAGAUAAAGCAAAUAAAACCAUUGAUAAGAAUGCCUUGGAUGUUUUAAAUGACUUAUUGUCUUUUUCUCAAAAACAAUCACAAGACUUGGAAGUCAAUAAGUUGAUCAAUGGAGAAUCGCUGGAACGACUUAGCUCAUCUGUAAAUGUCCAUGGUGACACAUCUGUUGACGAUGAGUUGAAGAAUAAAUAUGACAGCUUACCAUUACUCAAUAUGAAACUGAGACUGAAAUAUUUAAGCCAAUAUUUGUACAAGGAUAUUAAAAUCAUAAUAACUUCAAACUCAAAGAAUGAGGGCUCUAAUGUUUCCUUAAAUGUGGAACUAUAUUUUCAGCGUUUUGAAAAUAUAACUUUCUCAGUAACAAUAAAAAUUGUCUACGAUGAAGUUAAUGAGGUAAUGAAAGAUUUUACGAUAAUAUCAGUUUCUGACCAAGUACGGCUUGCAGUGCAGCCGCUUUUGCAAGUUAGAAACCCUUCAUUCUUCUUACUAGCAUGCUUUGAAUUUGAUAAAAUACGGCAAAGGAGAUUCAAAAUUCUGCGAAGACUGCGAGAUAAGUUUAUCAAGAGAGUGAAAACUUGUGAAUUACCUCGAUCAGGUGAGUAUAUCCUGCUGCACACACACGAUUCUUUAAAAGAGCGUGAUAUUUCACUGAGAAUAGACUUUCAGGUGUUCUUUGAAGCUAAAAAACUCUCAUAUUCUCCAUUCCCAACAUCCAGAUUAACAUAUGAACUGAAAAAAAACGGAAAGAGAAUGCUCGACAACAUGGUAGAAAAUAUCGCCGAUGGUCUAAUCAAGGAGUAUGGUGUUGAAAAAGGACUUGAGGAACUAUGCAAUGCCUGCUUGUUCGCUGACUUAUACAAACAUUAG